Messenger RNA from Triplophysa rosa, 2167 nucleotides. RefSeq names its product apolipoprotein L2-like. Gene Ontology annotation, molecular function: lipid binding. Lineage: Eukaryota; Metazoa; Chordata; Actinopteri; Cypriniformes; Nemacheilidae. Gene Ontology annotation, biological process: lipid transport; lipoprotein metabolic process. Gene Ontology annotation, cellular component: extracellular region; membrane. The transcript has 5 exons. The record is from RefSeq and is a predicted model, not a curated record.
UGUUAUCCUGCUAAAAGACCAUCUUUGACCUCAUUCCUCAGAAAAAACAACAGCAUGGGCAUCAGGACACAGUUGCAGGACCGACUGACAGAGUAUGUUGAGGAUACACUCCGUUACAUCAAGACCGUGAGGGACUUCUGUGACCAAGAAGAAGAAUGGAGCUCUGAGAGAAAGGCAGAGAUUAAGAAGAUGAGCGACAUCAAUGAAAAUCAGCAGGAGGAGAAGCUGGACGCCGUCCUCGCAGACACGUUAAUGGGGCUGAAGAAACUUGAGGACUUCCUGGAUGCAGUGGAGAAGCUAACAGUGACCUCACGCCAUGUCUUCAGUGAACAGAUCUUCCUGCUGAGGGGAGAGAGCCCUGAAAUUUUGUAGUCAGUCAUCAUAGCUGCAGGAACAGAUGCUCAUCUCCUCAUCCACUUUAAGAGAAAUGCAGAAACCUUCUUCCGUCCUAUACUCCAGAAUGUGAAUGUCUUGGUCUUUCAGCUAGACUGCUAUGUACUCAACGCAGAACAGCUUUGUCGGAGAAUAAGACAGAGUUCAUUCUCGUCUGGAGACAUCUCCAAACAUAAAAUGGAUCAACCUUUAGUGCAGCUCAUUUUGACCGCAAGUGAGAACACCAUGAAUGAAAUGCUUCAUCAUUUGAACCAGUUGUGUGACAUCAGGAAGGACCAGAACACCCGGCUGGCGUUCCUUUUUCAGGAAAACGCUCAGAAAUUCAUUGACUUGUUCAGUGAACAUCGCUCUAGAAUGUGGCAGUUCCUGUCCGAUCUGGAGGAGACGGCAGUUAAGCUGAAUGAGAUGAAGACGGGGGCCAGUAUAUCUACUGUGGCUGGUAGUUCAGUGGGGAUAUUCGGGGGGAUCUUGUCUAUUUCUGGCCUUAUUCUUGCCCCUUUCACUGGAGGAGUAUCUUUGGGCUUAACUCUGGCAGGGGCCGGUCUGGGGGGCAUCAGUGCAGUCAACAGUCUUGUAACAGGGGUCACUGAAAUGGCAGUCAACAGUCACCAUGAGCACAAUGCACAAAGUUAUUUAAAGGGUUACCAGGAUGAUAUGAGAGACAUUGUACGCUGUCUGAAAGAAGUGGCCAAUAGUGAAAGACCUUUAGUGCGGCCUAGUGCAGUUGAUGUUGAGAAUGUGUUAAACGUGACUAAAGGAGUGGUUGAAGGUGCUGGGGAUGUGAUGGCUGGAGCUGCAGCUGUUGCUGAGCAUAAAAGUAAAAAUGUAAUUACAGCAGCAACCGAGAUCACAGUGACGGGCUUAGAUGACACACCGCAGGUGGCUAUCAACCUGUCUGAGGCAGGGCAGCUGGCAAGAGCGGAAACACUGUUUAUCACAAAGUCUGUUAGAGUUGCAUCUGGCAUAUUAAAUGUAUUGUUUAUUGGCGUGGAUGGCUAUCUUCUUACCAAAGAAAGUAUAAGUCUUCAUAAAGGUAACGAGAGCGAGGUCUCUCAGCUCAUCCGCUCCAGGGCAGUUCUGUGGAAAUCUGAGCUGGACACCUGGGAGAAAAUUCACAAAUCCUUAUGCAUAGGAAUAAAGACGAUUAGCGAGAGUAAGGAUACUUUGGAGAAACCAUUUCUUCCUUAGAUAGAAAUGUGCAUGAAAGGACAUUUAUUAAAAUGAUACAUAUAUUACAUUUAAUUAUACCACGGGGCUGUUGAAUGCUUCAUUCUGUUUGGCUGAUGAACGUUCUAAGGGUGUGCGUUAUUUUUCAGUUAAAUGCUGAUAGAUCGGAGUAGAAACAUAAAUCUGUUUCUUGUUUUAUUUUAUUAUUCUAUUUCAUUUAUCUCAUUUAUUACAUUAUUACAUUUAUUACUAUUUCCAUUAUGCAUUUAUAACAUUUCAUUUAUCAUAUAUAUAUUCAUUCGUUUAUUUUAUCAUUUUAUUAUUCACUUUUAUUCUUUUUAUUUGACACAUUUUGUCCUUAUUUUUAAUACUGUUUAAUCAUCUGUUGGGUGUUGUAUUGUCUCUUAUGCUGAUAUGAUUCUCCAAUGGUCUCCAUCUCAAGGUUCAUAAUAACAUGACGAGACAAUGUUUUGAUACUGUAAUCUUGCAUGGUUAAUGACACCUAUUGAAUCUGUUUCUAGUCCGACGAAGUUGGACAGAGCUAGACUGAGCAUUGAAGCCCAACUGAUAUUAUUCAAUAAACCAUCUUUCAUUGUAUUCAACAUCA